GUUCGUGCCUGUUACCAUGGUCCUUGCAUGAGAACGUCAGUUUGUAUGCGUGUUUUGCUGUAAGGCGUGUAUCGAAUUUCAUUUCGAACGAUACCACGACCAGAAACAGGUCGAGUGUCAGCACAGGAAGUGUUGACUUUGGUUUUGGUCUUGCUCUUGGUCUUCAUUCGUCUUCCAUUCCCAAGCUAUAGACAUCUUUUUGCCCUGCUCCGAGGCGGAUCGCAAUCACUGGGAAAUGGAAAGAGAGCGGACUCCCUUACUGUAUAAAUGUAGUGAGUCGGCAGGAUUAUCUCUUCUGUUUGCCACCCUCUGCAUGGUCGACAUCUUCGGGGUCUUUCCGAUUAUUACCCUGCCCAGGGCGAUCAUACAAUGCGGUUGGCUUGGCAUACCUUUGGUGAUACUUGUUUUAAGUCUUCAAGUGUACACGGCGAGACUUCUCGGCAAAUCCUGGAUAAUCGCCAUGACCCUAGACCCACAGUUGACGCGGAAAAAUCGAUAUCCCUUGGCAGCGGUGGCCCAGAUGACUUUAGGACCUUUUGCUUGUAAUUGCGUGACGGUGCUGUUGAACUUGACGGUUUUUGGCGGAGGGAUUCCGAGCCUCUUAGUAGCUUCUCAGAAUCUCCAGCUUUUCGGCAUCAAAGUCUCAGGGGAAAAGUUCGAUCUCUCCUUUUGCUACUGGCUCAUCAUCGUCGGUGUUCUCCUCUGCCCAAUAAUGUGGCUUGGAAGUCCUCGCGACAUGAAGUGGUUGGCAAUGUGCUCGACGCUGGUGGUCACACUCACGGCAACUUUGACCUGGUGGUGUAUCGCGUCGGACGACGUCAUCGCGGAACCGAAGCCAGUGCCUCUCUGGCCACCGUGGGAACGGUUCAUCUCUGGCUAUGCCAUCCUCGCUUUCCAGUUCGACGUUCAUCCUACGCUGAUGACCAUCCAGGUGGAUAUGCUGCAACCAAAGGAUGUAAGCAAGGCAGUGAUCAGCUCAUUUCUUUUUACAGGCACUUUGUUUACGGUAUCAACGGGUCUGGCAGCUUGGAAAUAUGGAGACAGGAUUACCGCGAAUGUCUUACAACUUGUGCCAGGAGGUUUUGCAACACACGCGGCUAUCUUGCUCGCUGCACUUCAGCUUUGUCUUUCCAGUGCCAUCGGACACUCAGCUUUGUUUCAGCACGUGGAGGAUAAGCUUCGUGUUAAAAGAUCGUUCAGUUGGAAGCGAUGCGUCACAAGGUCUGCGCUGGUCUUCCUGGCUGUUGCGUUAGGCGAGUCAGUACCACGAUUCGACAUCGUGAUGGCUUUGAUUGGGGGUUCCUUGACGGGUCCUCUGGUCUUCAUUUUGCCCCCACUGAUGUACUCCAGGAUCAAGAAGCUCCAAGUAGCGGUUCAGCGGUCUUCAACACCCAACAUAUUUUCCGCCUAUCAAAAGCGUGGAGGUUCCAACCUUAUCGCUGACCCCAGAGUCCAUUCCCAGUCUGUGCACUACGGGUUCAAGUUCGAAACUAACAUCGACCCAACGAGUUGUCACUCCUUCGUGUAUUAUGACACUGGUAAAACCGGCGAGCUUAUGGGAGAGGAUGACAAUCAAGGCGAGACUACUGCCGAACAGCAGGUACAUUUGGAUGCCAGUAAGCCUGUUGUGGUAAAAGAACGAACGAGUCAUUCGCAGUUUACCUCUGGUAGGUAUUCCAGAUGGAACACAUCGGAGAGACUAAACGACUGGUUUGGACACUUGGUUGUCAUGCUGGGUGUGAUAUUGACCAUCUCCUCAACGUAUAUUAAUGUCAAAAACACAAUCAGAUUCGUAGAGUUUACACCACCCUGCAUCCUAAACGUUUCGGCAGCUGCUAAGGGCUUAGAUUUUCACUGAAUACGCGCAAUUGUAUGAACAGUUAAUGUUACGGAUGUAAAAUUAAUUUUACAGACCGAAAAUUAGUAGUAUACUCGAUAUCCGGUGUAGGGUGAGUGUCCCAGUUAUUGACCUUUUUUGGUUGCAUUUAUCUGUUUAGAUCCUUAGUUCUGAAAUUACUGAAAAAUAUAUUUGUGGUGUCUAACCAUAAUAGCAUUUAGUUCUAGUCAUCGAGAAAUUCACAAUUUGUGCAGUCAAUUUAUAAUUUUGGAAAAUAAAAACGUUCAAUACAUGAAUCUAAAUGUGUCAAUAACUGGUAAACUCACCUUAUUCUGACGAGAAUUUAAAUGUUAUUGUAAAAUAAUUGGUAAACGAUAAGCAUAAUUACUUUUGAACAGUAUAGAGUAUCUAUGCGAUAUAUGUUAAAACCAGCGAGUAAUCAAACACACGAGCAAACGAUGCGAAAAACGUAUUGCGAGAUUCAAAUUUAAAAAAAUAAAUUAGAAUUACAAUUGUAAUAUUACAUGCGACAUGUAAAUGAUCACCUUUCGCCUAAUAUUUUAUACUUCCAUGUCUAGUUGCAGUCAUUUUUGUGUUUUUGUUUUUCAGAUAAUUGUUCCUUCGCGAAUUAUCUUUCAAUGGUUAUUUCCAUGUACCAGAAAUCAAAUACAUGGGGUGACCUGCCGAUUUUACCACAUGGCGUCCACCUCUGAUUCUCAGGAAUUGUGCGAUGUCUAAAAAGGGCCUAAAAUGAGUUGCUGUAGAUACACUAUUGAAAUUUUUGUUUACAGUGUACGAAUAACACGAAACCAAACACUUCAAAGACAAGUCUAAAAUCUGGAUAAGGUGUAGUUAUAGGUAUAGCCAAGUCGCUUUAAUCUGCGUUUUCAAACAAAAAGUAUCAAAAAAAGUUCAAUUUCAGGAUACGAAUCACACUUGGAACUCGAAUCUUAACCACAAUUCUAAAUGUUGCAAGGGUAUGCAAUUCAAUUUGUAACUAUCUGAUUUUCAAGAGAAACGAUCACAAUACGAGACAAGAUGAUUAAUACGCAUCUCAUGACAUAAUCAUUAAAUAACCCCGGAUCCACCGGGAUCCAUCCAGAUGGAGGAAACAUUAGUCCUGAACUGAAAGUCUUUAACGACUUAUACUGAUUAUUGUGAGCCCUUAUUCUGGAACUUCAUUAUAUCAUUUAUUAUACAAAUACUGAAGGAUGAUCCUUUGAGCUAUACUCUACCUUAGUCAAAGUUAUAUUUUAUAGAG
Diprion similis is the source of this 3098-nucleotide messenger RNA. RefSeq names its product amino acid transporter AVT1C (gene mah). The coding region runs from base 236 to 1858 and encodes 540 amino acids. The record is from RefSeq and is a predicted model, not a curated record. NCBI's taxonomy places the organism in Eukaryota, Metazoa, Arthropoda, Insecta, Hymenoptera, Diprionidae. The transcript has 8 exons.